AUGGUUACGUACAAAGAGGAAUAUGUUGCGAAUUCACGGGGAAUGGAGCUUUUUACGUGUUCAUGGGAACCAGAGAAUCAACAAGAACCAAAGGCUUUGAUCUUUCUCUGUCACGGCUACGCCAUGGAAACAAGCAUCACCAUGAACAGCACUGCAAUGAGGUUGGUGAAAGCGGGUUUUGCGGUCUAUGGAAUGGACUAUGAAGGGCAUGGUAAAUCCGGGGGAUUAAAUGGUUACGUCAAAAACUUUGAUGGUCUCGUUCAUGAUGUCUCUUCUCAUUACUCUUCAAUUUGCGAGAGGGACGAGAAUAAAGGGAAGAUGAGGUUUCUAAUGGGAGAAUCCAUGGGAGGAGCAGUCGCUCUAUUUUUAGCGAGAAAGAAGCCCGAUUUUUGGGACGGUGCCGUUUUAGUCGCCCCCAUGUGUAAGUUAGCAGAAGACAUAAAGCCACAUCCUCUGGUGAUCUCAUUUCUGACAAAGCUAACUAGGGUUAUUCCAACUUGGAAGAUAGUUCCUACCAACGAUAUUAUUGAUGUGGCAUUUAAAGAAUCCCACAUAAGAAAACAGGUAAGGGAAAACGAUUACUGCUACAAGGGUCGACCUCGCUUGAAAACCGCUCAUCAACUCUUAUUGGCUAGCUUGGAUCUUGAGAAGAAUCUUCAUCAGGUCUCGAUGCCAUUUAUUGUCCUUCAUGGAGAAGAUGAUAAAGUUACAGACAAAGACGUAAGCAAGCUACUAUACGAGGCUCAUGUUGACGGGCAAGUCGGAUAUAGCGAGGAAUUCUUCACGAAUUCACGGGGAAUGCAACUCUUAACAUGCAAAUGGUUUCCAGUAAAUCAAGAACCAAGAGCUCUCAUCUUCUUUUGUCAUGGCUACGCAAUUGAUUGCAGCACCACCUUUAAAGAUAUUGCAUCUAAGUUUGCAAAACAAGGGUUUGGUGUCCAUGGAAUUGAGUACGAAGGGCAUGGAAGAUCAGAAGGCCUAUCUGUCUACAUCGAUAACUUUGAUCUUCUCAUCAAUGAUGUCUCUUCACAUUUCUCCAAAAUAGCUGAGAUGGGAGAUAACAUAAAGAGGAAGAAGUUUUUGAUGGGGGAGUCGAUGGGAGGAGCCGUAGUUCUUCUCUUGCACCGCAAGAAACCCGAGUUUUGGGAUGGAGGAAUUCUUAUAGCUCCAAUGUGUAAGAUUGUUGAUGAUAUGAAACCCCCAAGAAUGGUUAUAUCUAUGAUGAAUAUGGUCACAAAUUUUAUCCCAUCAUGGAAAUCGUUACUUUCGGGACCUGACAUCAUCAAUCUCGCGUUUAAACUACCUCAAAAGAGACAAGAGAUUAGAGAAAAUCCAAAUUGCUAUAAUGGGAGGCCUCGUAUGAAGACGAUGAGUGAGCUUUAUAGAGUUAGCCUCGACUUAGAGAAUCGGUUGCACGAGGUGACAAUGCCAUUCAUAGUAUUGCAUGGAGAAGAUGAUAAAGUGACGGAUAAAGGAGUGAGCAAACUGCUUUACGAGGUGGCUUCGUCUAAUGACAAGACUUUGAAGUUGUAUCCAGAAAUGUGGCACAGUCUUCUUUUCGGGGAGCCUUUGGAAAAUUCAGAGAUCGUGUUCAGUGACAUUGUCCAAUGGAUGGAGACAAGAACCACUACUCUUCAAGUGAAGGUUAAUAACACUAAUGGAGCAAAACCUCAAAUCUGA
Messenger RNA from Arabis nemorensis, 1680 nucleotides. The record is from the annotation of a GenBank genome assembly. NCBI's taxonomy places the organism in Eukaryota, Viridiplantae, Streptophyta, Magnoliopsida, Brassicales, Brassicaceae.